Molecule: messenger RNA, 2382 nt
Organism: Solanum dulcamara
Lineage: Eukaryota; Viridiplantae; Streptophyta; Magnoliopsida; Solanales; Solanaceae
Product: probable CoA ligase CCL6
Exons: 19
Coding region: 180-2159 (659 amino acids)
Biological process (GO): wax biosynthetic process; cutin biosynthetic process; fatty acid metabolic process
Cellular component (GO): endoplasmic reticulum; membrane
Molecular function (GO): long-chain fatty acid-CoA ligase activity
Source: RefSeq, a predicted model, not a curated record
GCUCAACUAACAACUUUUUCCUCAACUCAGUUCUAUUUUCUCAUCACUUUUUUGGACUUAAGUUUUAGCUAAAUUUGAUCCAUUCACAUAUAUUUAUAUAAAUAACAUUACUUUACUGAGAUUUUAUAGAUAUUAGCUUUUCAAUUCUCAAUUGUGGUUUUUAUAUAUCUCAGAGAAGAAUGUCAAAUUACUCAGUCAAAGUUGAAGAAAGCCGGCCAGCUGCUGACGGAAAGCCGUCAGCAGGGCCAGUUUAUAGGAACAUUUAUGCUAAAGAUGGUCUCAUGGAAAUGCCUACUCAUUUUGAGUCACCUUGGGAUUUCUUUAGUGAAUCAGUUAAGAAAAAUCCCAAAAAUCAAAUGUUGGGCUGCCGUCAGGUUGUCGACAAAAAGGCAGGUCCCUACAAUUGGCUGACAUAUGAGGAGGUUUAUGAAACCACAGUUAAGAUUGGUUCAGCCAUUCGAAGCUGUGGUGUUAAUCCAGGAGACCGGUGUGGCAUAUAUGGUGUGAAUUGUCCUGAGUGGAUAAUGGCAAUGGAGGCUUGUAACAGCCAAGCAAUUUCAUAUGUACCACUCUAUGAUUCUCUUGGUGCAAAUGCAGUUGAAUUUAUCAUAAACCAUGCUGAAGUUUCAAUAGCUUUUGCUCAAGAAAGCAAGAUCCCGGCUAUCUUAUCAUGCUUGUCUAAGUGCAAUUCUUACCUAAAAACUAUCGUCAGCUUUGGAAACAUUUCCAGCAUGCAGAAAAGUGAAGCUGAGGAACAAGGAGUGGUUUGCUUCUCAUGGGAAGAGUUUGUUCAAAUGGGAAGUUUGGAUCAUGAGCUUCCUGAGAAAAGGAAGAAUGAUAUUUGCUCAAUUAUGUACACUAGCGGAACUACUGGAGAACCAAAGGGUGUCAUUCUGACUAAUGGUGCUUUCAUGGGAGAAGUUCUGUCGAUGGAUCAACUUCUCGUUGAAACAGACAAAGCGGGAACGGGGGAGGACGUGUACUUUUCGUUCCUUCCACUGGCUCAUAUAUUUGAUCAAAUAAUUGAGACAUAUUGCAUAUACAGGGGUGCUUCAAUAGGAUUUUGGCAAGGCGACAUUAGAUACUUGAUAGAGGAUCUUAUGGUAUUGAAGCCAACUAUAUUCUGUGGAGUUCCACGAGUUUAUGACCGAAUAUACACAGGGGUGAUGGAUAAAAUUGAAGCUGGAGGUACAUUAAAGAAGCUGCUUUUCCAGUACGCAUACAACUACAAAUUAAGGAAUAUGGAGAAGGGACUCAGACAAGAUGAAGCAGCCCCGCGCUUUGACAGGCUUGUUUUUGACAAGAUUAAACUAGCAUUUGGUGGACGAGUUCGUCUGAUGCUUUCUGGAGCUGCUCCUUUGCCCAAGCACGUCGAAGAAUUUCUCAGGGUGACAUGUUGCUGUUCUUUAUCACAAGGAUAUGGUCUUACUGAAAGUUGUGGAGGAUGUCUCACAUCCAUAGCCAAUGUAUACUCCAUGACAGGAACUGUUGGUGUUCCAAUGACUACAAUUGAGGUAAGACUUGAGUCAGUGCCAGAAAUGGGAUAUGAUGCUCUUGCAAGCAUGCCUCGUGGCGAAAUUUGUCUGAGGGGAAAAACCUUGUUUUCGGGGUACCAUAAACGAGAAGAUCUUACAAAAUCUGUACUUGUGGAUGGAUGGUUUCAUACAGGUGACAUUGGUGAGUGGCAGCCAGAUGGAGCAAUGAAAAUCAUUGACCGGAAAAAGAAUAUAUUCAAGCUGUCCCAAGGGGAGUAUGUGGCUGUAGAAAACAUUGAAGGCAUAUACUCCAGAUGCCCUCUGGUUAUAUCACUGUGGAUAUAUGGAAACAGUUUUGAAUCCUUCCUAGUGGCUGUGGUAGUUCCAGAAAGAAAGGCACUUGAAGAUUGGGCCUCGAGCAAUCAAGAAACCGGAGAUUUUUCAUCUCUAUGCAAUAACACAAAGGCAAGGAAGUACAUAUUGGAUGAACUCAACAGCACUGCUAAGAAACACCAACUUCGAGGAUUUGAAAUGUUACGUGCAGUUCAUUUGGAGACAAAUCCUUUUGACCUUGAGAGAGAAUUAGUUACCCCUACAUUCAAACUCAAAAGGCCACAGCUGCUCAACUAUUACAAGGAUAUUGUCGAUCAACUAUACAAAGAAGCAAAGGCAAAAACUGCAUAGAAGCCAUACAAAUUGCAAGUGCUAAUCAAUUUGCAAGCUUCUAUUGAUUCUUUUGAAAGUUCAAUGCUAAUAUCGAGUGCUCAUUACGUAUAAUCUACAUUAAGAACUUGAUACAUCAGAAAGACCAGAUAUAUAUGUACUGUCCCAAUCCUUUCCUUUAAUUUAUGUAUAUAUGAACUUCAUCAAAAUAACAAGUAAUGAAUAUUAAGUAUCUUGAAUUUAA